AUGGCUUCUACAAUCACCAACGGUCGCGCAAAUGCGAUGCGGACUCGAAACGUGGCGAUCGCCAGCAUGAUCGCCGUCGUGACAUCAAACUGGCUUCUUUUCCGCGCUCAGUCCCCGAAUAGCAAGGAUGUGUUGUACACCGAGAAGGAUAAGAAGAUGAUGAAUGGACAAACGGGAUCGGCUGCCACCGCGCGGACGCCUUCGCGGGAGAGGGCGGAGAAGCAUUAA
Messenger RNA from Penicillium cinerascens, 228 nucleotides. RefSeq lists its product as uncharacterized. Lineage: Eukaryota; Fungi; Ascomycota; Eurotiomycetes; Eurotiales; Aspergillaceae. The transcript has 2 exons. The coding region runs from base 1 to 228 and encodes 75 amino acids. The record is from RefSeq and is a predicted model, not a curated record.